Messenger RNA from Didymosphaeria variabile, 942 nucleotides. RefSeq lists its product as uncharacterized. The record is from RefSeq and is a predicted model, not a curated record. Gene Ontology annotation, molecular function: SNAP receptor activity; SNARE binding. The transcript has 3 exons. Gene Ontology annotation, biological process: exocytosis; intracellular protein transport; vesicle fusion. Gene Ontology annotation, cellular component: endomembrane system; plasma membrane; SNARE complex. Lineage: Eukaryota; Fungi; Ascomycota; Dothideomycetes; Pleosporales; Didymosphaeriaceae. The coding region runs from base 1 to 942 and encodes 313 amino acids.
AUGGCAUCACAGUACGGCAACGGAGGCUACCAGCAGAUGGGCUACGGCGCGAACCCGUACGACCAGCGCGAGGACGGCGGCGCACAAGCCCCCCGCUUCAACAACUACGCUCAGGGCCGAUAUGACGAUCCCAGCGCUGUGGAGAUGCAGCCCUACGGCCAGCAGCAGGGCGGCGCAGACCCCAAUGCCAUCCUCAACGAGUGCCGCGAGGUUGACCGCGCCCUCGAUCAGAUCGACGGACAGCUAGACAACCUCGAGCGAACGUUCAAGCAGGUACUCGCACGGCCAGACAUGCCCUCGGGCGAGAUCAAUAACCUCAGCUCGCAAGUCAUGACCGGUUACCGCGCUCUCGUGACCCGCGUAAAGAACAUCAAGUCGAAGCCUGAGUCUGGAAAUCCCCGAAACGCUCCCCAGGUCGGCAAGGUCGACCGCAGACUGAAGGCGACCAUCAACCGCUACCAGAACCUCGAGUCGGAGUUCCGGCGAGACUCACAGGCAGCCGCUGAGCGCCAGUACCGCAUCGUGCGCCCAGACGCGUCUGACGAGGAAGUCAGGCAGGCUGUGGAGGAUCCUGAGGCUCCUAUUUUCCAGCAGGCUCUUAUGAGUUCAGACCGCCGGGGUCAGGCAUCAUCGACUCUGCGCAACGUGAAGGAACGACACGAGGCUAUCCAGAAGAUUGAGCAGCAGAUGGUGGAGCUUGCCCAACUCUUCCAGGACCUCGACCAGAUCGUCAUGCAGCAGGAGCCUCUCGUGGAGAACAUCGAGGCCAAGGGCGAGGAGAUCCACCAGAACGUCGUCCAGGCCAACACUGAGAUUGGUGGUGCCAUCGAGAAGGCCCGCAGCGCUCGCCGCAAGAAGUGGUGGUGCCUGCUCAUCUGCGUCAUCAUUAUCAUCAUUAUCGCCAUUAUAGUGGCUAUCGUGGUCAGCAUCAACAAAAAAUAA